ACUCAUUACGAAUAUUGUAUUCAUAAUUUUUCCAAUUAUUGCACUCUCAUUUUUAUGAAGUUGCGUUUCAUUUAAAGUCGUCCUGUUAUCGAGGGCCUGUAAACUUGUAAGAAGAAAUUUCAUUUUCGCUCCUUUCAUUUUUGAUAGGAUGAUUCCUUAUUCAUUUUGAAAUUACGCCAAUGUUUCGACUAGUAUGUAUUCGGUUUUCGAAUAAGUCCAUACCAGCUUCAAUUCAAACGUACAAAACCCUACAAUGUCCCCUACAAAACCUUGCGUUGACCUUGAGGACUCUUGUGCCACGGAAGAGCUUAUCGACAGAUCGUAUAUACAGGGUUAUUACCGCGAUGUUUUGCCGUAAAGGUAAAUCGAAAAUAUGUGUCCGUCAUCGUGGAGCAUAGUGCGCGCGUGUCGCGCGCGUAAUUCAAUCGGUCGACUCAUCUCGUCGACACUGGCGUUUUGUAACGCGAGCCCGAGACAGGCUACGGUUUACUUGUUGGGACAUCUCGGGACACACGAUACUGGGAUAUUGAUGAAUGGUGUAAGGAUAAGCCUAUCCAAAUAAUACUCGAAUAUUUCAUACCUAGCCGAAUACAAUAAAACUCCAUGUACCCGAACCGACUUUUGUGAGUAUUAUGAGUAAACUUUGAGUACGUAAGUCACAAAAGUCGCAUCGCUCCAAUAUCGCGAAUCUCUCGAAUAAAGAUAAUCCAAUAUCGAUAUUCGAAUACAGGAGGAUUCGAAAGUAACUCCGAGCUCUAGUACAUGUUAUACCGCGACGGACGCAUACUAUGAUUACACGCGUGCGCCCAAGUACGCGCGUACUCACACCAUCGCGUCGACAGCCGGCUAGUCGGUAGGAACAUUCGAUUUCAGUCGAAAGCGAAAACUCGCUUAGCCAGCCUGUUUGGUCGCGAUCCGUCUCAUAUAAAACACCCGGUAUUCUUACUACGUGUUUACUGUUUACUCGUCGACCUCGACGCGUCAUACUUGUCACAUUCGGAACGUCCGAGGUACCAGCUGGCUCCUCAAAACGGUCAAAUGUCGUUCGGCUGUUGCGGUAGCGGCGAAGUCGCCGGCGAAACGUUCACCGACAUCCUUGAGAACGUGUCGCGUGUACCGCGUACAAUCUACGACAGUUUCGUCCGCGAUGUCGGGCAUUUCGCCUACGAGUGCUCGUGGUUUUUCCUCGUCGUUGCUGUUCUCCUAUUGACGAGCUUGUUCGCCGUGGGGCGAGUUCACGUCACGCCGUCUCGACCCACCGGACUUGAAGAGUAGCGCGAUCUUCCGGUGCAUGCGUGACACUAUUUUUAUUCCGUCGGUGUAAAUAAAGGUGAUCAUGUGGGACAGUCCUAUCCGUGAGUGGAGGUCCUUACGCAGCUUUAACCUGCACCGAACGUCGUAUUGGAUAAACAUUCAUACAUCAGCCAGCCUUCGCACACUAUGAUAACGGAGAUACAGAAUGCGAGAACAGACUUCAGAGUAUGUUGAUAACUGACAGUGAUCAGAGUUUAAUUAAAAUCGCGCAGGUCUCCAGGAAAUGGAGCAAGUGCGACGAAAAGGGGUUAAUCGACCCCUGUUUUAAAUAGAUAAUGUAGAGUAUUAAUAAAUUGAUUCAGCAUCGAAAAGUGACUAAUUUGGCACUGAAUAUCCAGUGGCCCUUCGGACUCGUAGCUCCUUUAACCCAACGCCUUAAGCCGGCCCUGCAUGGAAGCAGUCGUUUCGGCCGUAUCGCGAUCGCCGACGCGAUGUAAACAGUCCGCGAAUGGCGUCGGUUUGACGUGAAUCUCGUUUCGUCACGCGGUGCCUCUGGGGCGUAAUCUCUUAUUGGUCGAUGUGAUUUCGGUUUAUCGCGCCCGAUUGGACGACGAUAACGUACUUUACACGGUGUCGUGUCGAGUGUGGCGCCGAUGCGCACCAGACCGUCAUAACUAUGCUGUGUCGUCUGCUAAUGUCUCGAACGUUGUUCGAAGAGAAGCAACGGCGUCGCGUGGAGGCGGAAUGAAUGAACGGGAAGAGGACGAUCGUGGCGUGGUGGGAGGAGAUGCGACGACACUCGUGUUGUGACGGCCCGCUGCCUGCUUGCCGAUUUGUAUCGAGGCGGUGCGUCCUUUCCUCGUUGGAGACGAGCAAUGCGGUAAGCGGAGAGCGACACGUAUUAUAAAUAACAUGGCUGUUGAUGUUGCAAACGUAUCCCUCAAGCGGUACUCGUCGCAUUUGGCUCGUGAAAACUCUGCUCAUCUUCGAUGGAAAGUACGAAAAGCCUAUGUCAUGGUCUCUGAAUAGAGUAUCGAGCCUCGUGAAUGCACUUCGAGUCCUCGUUUCGUCGAAGGAUUGGGUGUUCUCCGAAAUUUCGUGAGACGCCAGCGGAUUCGUCGGUUGUAAGAGGAGAGACAUGGUUUACGUAUGCGGAAUACGUCUCCGCGCCGCCGUCGGCGGGCGAGUUGCCAUAAGAUGGUCUCCCCGACGUUGUCUUCGACCGCCUAAAGGGGGACCCUCGGUAGACGGCGUAGUACGCCCAAAAUCGCCUGGCUGUGUCAUCUCUUCCAGUAUCCUUAGACAGGAUCCUCCAACUGUUAGCAAUUGUUCUGUUGACCGUUCGAAUGCAAAAGGUCUGAGCGGCCGCGAGGGUCCUCCCACGAGGAAGAAUCCCGGGUAGAGGGUGCGAGAAGGCAUAAAGGAAUCGAGAGAGAAGCGAGGUAACAGAGUGUUGGUUCAUCCUCGAAGGACAAUGGCGGGCGAGGACACGCAGAUCCUGGCGAACGGGAACGUCGAGGCCCUCACGAUAAUCCCCCAGAAGAUGGCGAAUGGGAACGGGCUGAUUUGUGGCAAACAGCACAACAACAACGGCUCGAUACCGAAUGGGAAGCUUCACGAGAUUGGCGGGACGGAAAACGGAAAGCUGAUCAUGUCAGAUGAGAAGUCGAGUAGCCUUCACACGGAGUUCGACGAUGCCGACGUCUCCUGUGGCUGGGGUCCCUGCAGACCGCGCUGGCUCCAAUAUUUUGCCACGAAGCAGGCCUUCCUGGUCACCUUCUGCAUCACCUGGGUCCUCCAAGGCAUGUACUACACAUACUUCGUCUCGGUAAUCACGACGAUCGAGAAGCUCUUCCAGAUCCAGUCGAAGACCACCGGUAUCAUAAUGUCGGCGACGGAGAUCGGUCAGAUCGGUUCCUCUCUCUUGCUCACGUACUACGGAGGCCAAGGUCACCGGCCUAAGUGGAUCGCUUGGGGCAUGAUCCUCUUCGCGGUGAGCUCGUUCACCUGCUCGAUGCCCCAUUUCAUCUUCGGUGAACAGCUGAUCCAUCAGAACGAGAUGAUUUUCAGCGGUGUCGGGCCGAGGGGCGAGGACGGGAACCCGAACAGCACCGACCCCGUGCCUGCUUACCUUUGCACGCUCCCUGAUCGGUCAGAGAACUUCACGCUGAACGGGCUCUCGUCCACGACAGCGCAAGGUGACGCGUUGAAUUACUGCGAGGGUAAGUUCAAGACGGAGCAGAUCAUACAGAGCAAAAUCACCACGGUGGUCUUGGCGAUAUUUUUCGUCUCUCUGCUGGGGGUUGGCAUGGGCCAGACGGCGGUGUACACCCUUGGGAUUCCCUACAUCGAUGACAACGUGGCUAGCAGAGAAAGUCCUCUGUAUUUUGCGAUUACCAUCGGAGUGAGGAUCCUCGGUCCAGCCCUAGGGUUUAUCCUGGGUUCAUUUUGCACGAUGAUUUAUGCGGAUUUGUCGAUGAAUCCGCAAAUCACGCCGAAGGAUCCGCGAUGGGUUGGAGCAUGGUGGCUGGGUUUGGUGCUAAUAUCCGCCAUGCUGGUGCUGGUCAGCCUCGGAAUGUUCGCGUUCCCGACGCGACUGCCCGCGAGCAGAACGCCGCCGAAACGUCCGGACUCCAAAAAGCCUAGUCUCAGAGACUUCCCUAAAGCGGUGAAGAGGCUGUUGAAGAACGACAUUCUUAUGUUCCGGACGGCCAGCAGCGUGCUGCACAUCCUACCGAUCGCCGGCCUCUACACCUUCCUGCCAAAGUACCUCGAGAGCCAAUUUCGCUUGCCAGCUCAUCAUGCGAACAUGAUCUCAGGUGUCGGUGGCAUUUUAGUAAUGGGUCUGGGUAUUAUAAUUAGCGGAGUGUUUAUCCUGAAGGCAAAGCCUAACGCCAGGUUUGUCGCAGCCUGGAUCGCCUUCACAGCGGUUGUUUACGCGUUCGGCAUGUGUGUGCUGAUGUUCAUCGGCUGCCCGAUGGACGAUUUCGCUGGUCUUGUUUCUCAUUCCAACGGAUUGUCCAGUUUCGAGCCGACCUGCGAUGCUACCUGCGACUGCGAUAGGAACAAGUUCAGUCCGAUUUGCGGUGCUGAUGGGAAAACCUAUUUUUCCGCGUGUCAUGCGGGCUGUUCGAAUUACACUGUGCUCGACGGCAAGGUGACUACGUUUUACAACUGCCAGUGCAUCGGGGCGAACAUAACGAUGCCGGAAACAACGAGCACGGCGACGAUCGGUUACUGCCCGCUGGAGUGCAGUAACUUUUGGGUUUAUAUGGUCCUGUUCUCCGUGUUCGUUUUCAUCCACUCGACCAGCGAGGUGGGCUCCAUGCUGUUGAUCCUGCGGUGUGUGGAUCCGCGGGACAAGGCCAUGGCUUUGGGGCUCAUACAGUUCGCCAUUGGCCUCUUCGGUAACGUUCCGUGUCCUAUAGUUUAUGGUGCUGUGGUGGACUCCGCUUGUCUCGUAUGGGAAUACGCUUGCGGCUCAAGGGGCGCCUGCUGGCUUUACGACUCGAAUAUCUUCAGAAUGUUCUAUCAUGGUACGACGGGUGGUAUCCUGGUCCUGGCGUUCGUAGUGGAUAUAGUGGUCUGGUACAAAGCUGGUAGCAUCAACUUCGUGGACGAGCAAGAGGUGGAGGAGGGUACUGUGGAGGAAAUGGCCAACCUGAAGUCCCAGGACGCGCAGGCGGUGGAGAACGACUAUUUGUGAAGAGUCUCUGGCCGACUUCAAUGGCAUCCCAUGAACCAGGCCUGAAUCUCGCGUCGCGAGGCGGGACAAAGCGGUCAUGAGUCUGUUCCUAACCGAAGGCAACCCGCUGCCAGGAAGCUCGCCAAGUGUCGGACUGGCGAAUCGCGUCGCGUUCGCCGUGUCUGUGGACUUCGUCGGGGGACUAGGACUAUCGCGAGCCCGUCGGAUAGAUUCUAGAGGGGACAACACAAACACUGGUGCUCACGUAAAUUGUCUCUCGCAGUCUGAACGGAGACCAGGACGACGAGGUCGGAUUACGAACUGUCGAGGGAAGGCGGUGCUGGGCCACGGAGAUAGCCCAUAGUUUCCGAAGAGGCUGUGUCGAGAUUAGCUUGUAGGACAAGUGCGUCGCUGGAGCACGAAUACCGGAAGAACGCGUUGGAAGAGGAAGGGUAGCUGGAACAGAGUAGUACUCGAGGUAGACGAUGAGAAUCGACGAUCAAAGACGACGUUUCUCGGGCCUGAAAACGCGAUUCGUCCCAGGAGAGCCUGUCAGAGAUGCUACCUGCAAGUACUGUAGCUCUGGAAGUCUAUCUAGAGGAACAAAGAAUCGCUGCAGAUUGGAAAACUCUUUCUGAUUGAGGACGACGAUCGAAUGGAUAGGAAAACGCUGAAUUCAAGGACGCCCAGGACUCGAUCCCGGAACGAAUCAACACGAUUCAGCGCGUCACGGAGGUCUGCAUCCUCUAAACGAAACACGUCAACCAUUCCAGUUCGACCAGUCGGUGCGAUUCAUCCUGAUUUCCUCGCAAGUGAAGACAAAGGAGGUGUUGCAUGUAUUGUGUGCGUGCAGGAGGUAUACAAGGGAAUCUAGGUACGUGUGCAUAGCCUCGAGUCGCAAUUGGGUUUACUGUCCGCUCGAAACUCUCGUUCCUUGGGAUCUCGAAGAAAAUAUAUUCGUAGAUGUUGAGUCUUUCGAAUGCAAUCCUUGAUGUUUUGCAAAAUUAUAAGGUUCCAGGGCAGCACUCUGUAGAUUUGUAUGAGAACAGAGUCUUAGUACGAUGUAAUUAUAUGACGAAUUAGAUUUGUCUACAUUUUUUCUGGACCGUGCAAGUCAUGGAAGCUAAGGACUGCUGUAGAAGGGGAUGCAGAUGAUAGGCUGUUUAUUCUUAAUUAAAUGUAUGUAUCACAGAUAAGCAGUCUACAUCCUGCGUUGUCUUCUCAUUAGCAUCGGCAGCGACUUCCAUUAUCAAAAGAGUUGUACGCCAUAAAAAUGGUCAAUUUCCACGUUGAUGACUGCAUUCGAAAGAGUAUUCAACAUCCACUGUGUCAACGUUACUGGCGAUGAAUUGUCCAAUCGCUAUCAAUUACCAUGAUAUUGAAGUGUUAGUUUCGAGCAGACGAAGGAGUUCUCGAUUCUCUGAUGUCUCUGAAAAUGGCAGAUUGUGUCGCAAGACGAUCGACAUCGACGACAAACUCGGGUGAGCUUCUCUUAGGCGCUACCGUCCGUGUUUCACUCUGCAAAUACACAUAGGCGUAGGCAAACCGUACGUACAAGCGAUUUAUGAUGUGUGCAUGCGUGUCGAUGAUAUUUGUCGUCGGACAGAGAGAGGGGGGAGCGAAUGAAAACGAAGAAAUAUAUAUAGGACAUAUUUUUAGAAGAUUUGACGACGAAAGGGAGGGAGAACAAAGAGUAACGUUAAUUAUUAAUAUUAUUAAGGCGGAUGCGACACAGGGAAAGAGGGAUGUCACGAAACGCGAUGGUCGAAGUAAUGGGGAAAAUGCGAGGAGCCAUAAGAUCUGUAUUUUAAUAGGUUACGCAAUUUACACACUCGCGAGACACGCCUGUGCUUUUAACGCUUCGAGCCUUCACCAUUUUCGACUCGCGUGGAAUGGCUGGCCUGUUCGUUUGUUAACUUUCUGAAGGCGCAGCUCAGAAGCUACAUUGUCAGAGGCUUACAGCUUAGUCCUGUCGAGUGGCUAAGGAUCAUCCACGAAUUUUCUCUUGACUCCUUUGGAACGGAUUUCUCUUGACACUCUGGGACUUCCAUGGAAGUUACAUCAACCCUUCGAGUUCCUCAGUUUGUUAGAGAAAGGCACUUAUUAUGGCGUUUCAUUCUCUCAGUGCUAAAAGCUCAGUGGAACAGACGUGAUAUCUAAUAGCUGGUUUCCUUUGAUUGGUUAACCAGCCAAUAGAUGGCGGGUUCCGUUUCUUGUCGAGCCGGUCCUGGUCUGUCAGUUUCUUCGCUUUGUGUCUGCUAGAUUAGGAUUUUUCAAUUCUUCAGAAAUUUGAGUAUAUUUGGAUAUUUUAAUUAGAAUUUGGAAGAUGAAUUAAAUAUCGCGAGUUGUCGUUGACGAAAAAGUUAGACGAACAAUCAAUGCGAAUAGACUUCUGUGUCCCAUUAGAACAGUAAAACAUAAAAGAUUUCAAGGGGUUAUCGCAUAGAGGGAAGACAAGAGUGGGAUUUAAGAUACGCAUUUAGGGUAGGCAUUAGUCGCUAUAAAUUUCGCGAAUUAUUCGAUUCAGGGGCAUUGCUAAUGUACUACACCGUUUGUGUUUGUUUUGGGAAGUGUUUGGCUGUAGUGAAUGAAAUCAUCCCCCAAUGAAGUGAGUUUUGUUUGAAUAAUGGUUCACACAAGUUUCCAAUACAUAAUUGACUAUAUAUAUUUAAAUACAUGUACAUACUAAUUAUUUUAGUCGAUGAAAAAUUUUGAUUCAUAUUGUAUGGUUCAUAUAAUAGAAUGUUCACAUAACAAAUGUUUGCAUACUGGAGAUUCCAUUAUCAUAGAAUCUCACAAUCAGAAUCUGACAGGAAGAUAUAAAAGCAAGUUCAAAUUAUUCUGACAAGACUCUAGUUUAAAGAACGAUAUUUACACUGUCAUUUAUAGAUCUAUUAUUCAAACAAAGUCAUUUGAUUAUUCUACAAUUCUGCAUUGAACACAUGACUAUCUGGUUUCAUUGAUCUCGUUGAAGAUACAGCGAGGAACGGGAAAUAUAUUUUUGGAAAAUUUGGGAAUAUAUUUUUGUUUCAAUAUUAGUGUAUUUCUCAGACGACUUCGAAAACUGGAGAGCUAUUAAUUAAACAGGCAUGAGAAGUAUAUCUGGAACAUACUAGCAGGAUGACUGAUAUAUCACAGUUUAUCCUAUGUUUCUAAAUUAGUCUAAUUAAUGGAAGUUGAGAUCUAUUUUUCGUCAGAUCUGGAUAAAUCUCAUUUUAUUCUAAAUUAACAAUUUUAUUCUAAAAUAUAUUUGAAUUUAGAAAAUUGUACAUUUCUACAUUUUAGAUUUUAUUUAUUAUUAAUGCUUAGAGACACAAUGACUUUUCUUCAAGCUUCAGCAAAGGAUAUCCUCUUUUCCAAAAAUCAUCACAUGAGAAUAUGUAAAUCAUUAAUCAAUUACUUUCUCGGGAUGCUUAAUGACAAAGAGGGUAUAAAUAACAUUGCUAGAUGGUUAACUGUUGUCCAGGUGUAGUUGAAGUUUUAUUGUGAAAAAGAACGAUCGCGGAAAGCUAUUUUUUGUAUUAUCGUAUCUCACACGAGAAAAAGCAAUAUAGAAAAUAAUAACAACUCUCUUGAUGUUUAACCAACUUCGAAAAAGAACGAGUUUACUCAGUUUGAGAUGUAUAUAUUUUUUGUUUACUCAUAAGAAGUUCACAAGUACGUAUUGAAGUGAUCAAUUUAUCAAAAAAAAAAAAAUAAAAAAUAAAAAAAAAUUGAUAGAAAGUUUCUAAUAAGUUUAUAAUAUCCAUAAUGUUAUUUAAAUUGCAAGAUUAUUCAAAUUUGGCCAUUUCUGGACAUACGACAGCAUUGAAAAAGUUAAACAUAGUAGGUGCACGUUAUAUUUGUUUGUGUAUGUAUGUACGUGAGUGUGCACUUGUACCGGUAAGAGAAGAAUCGCACGGAGGUGGAUUAUGGCCUCCGCGUACCCGUUGAUCUCCAAACGAGAAUUGUAUUUUUGUAUUCGAAGUGAACAUAAUCUAUAUUUUAAUCGAUCACACGUCAUGUAAGCACAGGGCAUGUAACGUUGAACCGAUUCAGCCUUUUAACACGUCAGUUUCUCGGAUCUCUGUGCAUUUCUCAGGACAGACAACAAAUUUUAUCAAUCAAUAGUUAUUGCAAGGAGAAAAUAAGCUCAUUCCCAAGUCAAGGGACUUUCUUUCUUCCUACAAUACACACGUCGACAUCUAGAGAGAGUUCAUAUUCUGAAUCAGGGCAGAAAGCAUACUCUUGUAAGAAGUUUUGGCAGACUCUCUCGAGACUCCCUCCAGAAGUUUCUUGGAAUUACGGACGAUAAUGUAAGGCGAGAUUUCGAGAAUACCCAAGACAUGAUUGCACAUAGAUGCUAAAUUGAUUCUAGAGUAUUUGCAUGGAACUACAUAUACAGAGUUGUAUAAAGUGGCACACAUUAAUGCACACAAAUUUCUGAAAGCAUCUUUUGUCAAGGAAGGAGUUAAAGUUGAGAUCAAAAGGACGGACAUCUCUCAUGGCCAGGCCUGUAUCAAUUAAGGACAAUUGAAUGAAAAAACUAUUUUUCAGAGCUUAGAGACAAUUAGCCCGUAUGUGCAUGCGCUCUUCUCUUGGGUUCGAUUCCUUUUAUCAUAGGAUUCGAAGUGGCCAUCGUUCCAUGUGUCUGUCGCAGAGUCAGAGAUAUUUUUUCUUCAGGGAAAUACGACGAUAUAUAUUUUCCAAGAAUGUCGUGAAUCAGUAAUCAGAGAUGAGCAAAAUUUUGAUGACUACUAUAUCAACCAUAUUUUUUCUUCAUUGGUUACUCAUUUAUUAUUCAAUAUUGUUUAGACAAUUGAAUAUAUGAGCAGUAUCCCUGAAAGUAGAAAAUAGAAUUAAAGUAGAAUAAAAAUUUUGCUCAUUACUGCCAGAGAACCUUCGUCGUUUUCGACGAGAAGUACUCAAUUAACCCUUUGCAGUCCUGUGUCGAGUGGGACUCGACAAAAUUGUAACGAAAUCAGAAAAUCUGGAUCACAAAGGGUUGGACGAAAGUGGUACAAGUGAAAGAUAGAAAGAUAAGAGAGUCUGAGAUAGAAACAGCUAAUUAGUUUACCCGUGUAUUCUGACCACAAGAGAAGGAGAGAUACGGAUUUUUAACCAGCGAGUCCCGUUUUAUUUUCAGACGAAAAGCGACGAGGUGGACAGCGAAUUGGGGUGUACUUGUGUGUUUGCCUUUAACGCUCGACACAUGAUUGUAUAUUACGUGUAUGAUAGACCUUGUAAAUAUAAGAGAGUACAAUAAUUGCCAAAAUAAAUCGUGGCGUGGAGCGACAGAGUCUCGAUCUUUAUUCUGCAUGUUGCGCCAGUUGCGUCUGAUGGGUGACAAAUGUUUGUGUCUCAGAUUUCUGUAUUGCUCAAAUCUGAACUCUGUUACAUUGCCUCUCAUGUUCGAACAUGCUAAUCUGAUAACUGCGAGAAUCAGACCCUAUGAUGGUGCCAUAACCUCGAAACACUGCCUGUUUACUGUUACUGCCAAUUCAUCAAAAGACUCGUCUAACAUUGAAACUACUGCCUAUUUCUACUUCGUUUUUUACUGAUAUUACGUGAACUGAAUUUAGAAGUGUUUUACUUCACACACGUUGGUCCAGGAUAAUGGUCCACAGAUAUAAGACAUACAACUUUUUAAUAGUGACGUCUUGUUAACGUUUGAUAUGUACUUGUGAAUGUUUCAAAGCAUUUCUUUAAUCGAAAAAGACUCGUUGCAUUGUUUAUAAAAAACAUAUACACGUGUGUAAUGCGUAUAUAAAUUAUAUAAAUUACACGAACACAACGUUUACAUUCUUUAAGCAUUUAAAGUUCACCAAUAUAUUUACUCACCAAUACAGCGCCAUCACUGUCACGAUUCUCACUGUUCGAACAGACGUUAACUUUUUCUUUAAGAAAAAAAAAAAAACUGGUCACUGGCGUGACACGAAAUACCAUAAUAAUUAUAUUUUAGUAAAAAGAAUUUAUCGAUAAAUAUACUUCUAGGAUAAUCAGCUGCGUCUGCGGCGUAAACAGUUUUACCUAAUUACGAUGUAGUCUUUUUAAGAGAACCAUCAUUGCUAGUCUUUAACUUGCGACGUGCACGCGUGUAUCCGCACGUCCCGACGAAAUAUAUACUGGAUGUUCUGUGAAUUCCACGUUGGUGCAACUUUGUCACGUUGCAGGAAAAUUAAAUACACAAAUCGUUGAUAUUUAGGUUGAUCAAGUUACUUUCAGCUCCAAAACGGGCUGCGUAACACGGAUGCGCACGAGUCCAUACCGCGACCUUUCAACCACGUCAAAUUACUUUAAUUUCAUAAGGUUCAUAAUUACUGAAAUAAGAUUGCAAGGACAUGUAGAGUUACUGAAAAAGUAUUGUUAAGUUGUAAAUUAAAGAAUCUCACCGGUGGAAUAAGUCUGAAGGUUGUUAAACCCGAUUUGCACGCAUCCAUGUUACACAACGCGUGAUUAUCUAAGCAAUGGUUGGUACACACACUUUUAUAUUUGAAUCUCGAGUGUAAAAUUGUUGUAAAAAGUCAUUAAAAGCGAAUGUAAGAUGCAAAGAUAUUUAAAUUGAAUUUAAACGAAUAUAUCAUAGUGUGGAUGGACUACCAGUCGAAGUAACGCAAAGUGUUAAAGUUGUUCCAACGUUAUACAUAUGCACCUAAUAUGUAUGCGUGUGUAUCAGGCGUAAGGAACGACUAAAUUGAUAAAUAAACGUAACGAAGAGCGGGGAAUAUAAAAAAUUGAUGAAAAAAAAGGAGGAACGAAUAUAAUGCCAUUUUUAUGUGUGCAUAUAUUGUACUAAUAAUUACUAUAAAUUUCUGUUUUAUUAAUAUUAUUAUUACUACUAUGGUUUCAUUACCAUUUCAUCGACUAUUGAUUAUUGCUAAUUAAUUAUAAUUAACGUUCGCGGUCGCGAAUUACCGUUGUAAUAUGCGCUUCGAUUUUUAUAUAUAAUAUGUAUAUUAUAUUGUAUAUCGAAAGAAUCGAUUACUCUGUAGGAGACGUAACUGUAUUUUGGUAUAGCGCACGAUGCGUGCGCGCGCGCGCGUGUGUGUCUGUGAAUGCGAUACAGAUUAAUUCUGCAUACGUUCGGCCUGAAUGCGUCUGUUUUUCUUUUGUGCUUAUUUUUAGCUAGGUAUAGCGUACAGACGGUUACUUUUCUAUUCUGACGAACAAUAUCCGUAUCAUUGUUUGGCCGGAAUUAUUUUUUAACGGUGCUCGAACAUUCUGAUAACAAUAGAUGUUCAUUUGGGCCACUGUACCCCAAGCUGUGCAAUAGCUGCAAUUCAUUUAUUCAAAAAACUGUACCUCGUAGAGUGAUUGCAACUUAAUUAUUACAACUUUUGUUCAUUACCCGAGAUUUUUUUCAUUUUUAUUUCAUAAUUAUUGGAUUAGGGAAAUCGAUACGUGAUGUUGUUCGUCGAAAUGCAAUUCCUCCCGGAAGAUGUAUACUAGGGACCUGGAGAGAUUGCCUCUGAUUAAAUUUUCAUUUGAAUAAAUCCGCGAAUAAAUAUGGGACAUUAAAUGGGUGAAAAAUUUCGUAAACGACACGAAACAGUUAUUCGAAAAUUUUCUCACAUACUAACUAUCGUUCAGAAGCGAUCUUUCCAGAUUCGAGCAGUAACACGCGUUUCAAUCAAGACUGUAAAUAGAAAAUAGCAGGCGUUCGAUGGACCUCCACCUUAAGGUUCCCAACACUACUCCCGACGUUUAAGUGCCUAAAAACCGGAAGAAAAACGCGUCUAUCCUCCUCGAAUCUUCGUUGUCUAGUUUCUAGAAGCGGGUAAGAUACUAUUUUGACGGCUGGUAGCAAAACUCUCGUUUCAAGAGUGCUAGAAACACACACAGUUCUUUCUCUUCGUCGUAGAAUCUCGAAUAAAAUAGCAAUGGAAACAGUAGUGGCGAUGAAUCGAAAAACAGGUGAAAAAAAAAAUAGAUAGCAGAAGAGUACACAUAUAUAUUUACGCAACGUUUUAAAAGGAUUAAAUUGCAAAACCGUAGCGACGACAAAGAACGUAGGUAACAGAUCGUCAUUCCCAAUUUGAUGAAUUAAUAUACGUAUAUAUGAUGUAUAUAUGUAUGUAUAAAAACAAAAAAGACGAAAUAGUAUUUUAUCUGACUACUAGUUUCACGCCACAAAUAGACGAAAGUCGUUCGACACCCUCAGCAGAUCUCAGCACUCUGACGAAACGAACGUGGAUCGUUUAUUUUUUAAUUCGCGCAUAUAAAAGUCCCGCUCGUUUUCGUGGAGCGCGUUUACGAAUAAUUAUGGCGUUCGAAAGGGUGCGUCGGGAACCGGGUUACACGACUAUAAUCUGUAAGGUGCACGUUCAAAAUAUCUAUAUAUGUAAAUGUAUAUAUCUCAGGCGCGAGUCGGAUUUUUCGAGUUAAACAAUUAUCGAUGUAGAUCGAUUCAGGCUUGUGACAAUGUAACAAAAAAGUCACCUCGUCGAUUACUCGUUAUUUUGUCCACAUAUAUCUUCGUAUCCAUCGGGUAUAAAAUUCGAAGCACAAAGAUUUAAGCUACAAAUCGCCUGUCGAGUUACAAUAUUAAUUGUUGUUUCUUUCCUUUGAAAUUAGAAAUUUCUGCGAACUCUUUAUUUGAAAUUUUUUAAAUAAUUACACGGUAUAGAUUUUGGUGAACAUUUCUCUCAGCGAAAAAUCCGAUUGCCUUAGUACAACUGAAGCGAUCUUUCACGCCCCCUCCCCCUUGUUUCAGUGAUAAUCGUACAAAGAUAACACGCGACCGAUUCGCGACGCAUCCUGUAAACGCGCGAGCGCGUGUGUGUAUAUUAAUUAUUACAGAUAUAUAUAUAUAUAUAUAUAUACGAAAGAAUAUAUAUACAUACAUACAUAUAUAUAUAAACAGAUAAAUGAAUAUGUAUAUAUUUAAACAAAAAAGUAUACAUAUAUUCAUAUACAGUGCCACUCGACAUUUUGGAGCAACCUUCCGUCUUUAAAGUAGAGUUUCCAUACCGAAGAUAUUUUAUGUAGAAAACCAAGUGUGGAAUUUAUUUAAUAUAAAUAUAAUUAAAUGCAUAGUAUAAAUUUAAUUGAACCCAAAUAUAAUUGAAUUUAUAGUAUGAAUUUUAUUUUAUCAAUGACAAGUGUGUGUGUGUGUGUGUGUGUGU
Molecule: messenger RNA, 14043 nt
Organism: Hylaeus anthracinus
Lineage: Eukaryota; Metazoa; Arthropoda; Insecta; Hymenoptera; Colletidae
Gene: Oatp74D
Product: solute carrier organic anion transporter family member 74D
Exons: 16
Coding region: 2729-4960 (743 amino acids)
Biological process (GO): sodium-independent organic anion transport; transmembrane transport
Cellular component (GO): membrane
Molecular function (GO): protein binding
Source: RefSeq, a predicted model, not a curated record